AUGCAGGUAGGUGCUCAAGUGUUCACAACAAAAAAUACUAAAGUCAAAACUUUCUCAACAUCAUCAACAACAAUGAAUAGUAUUACUCCACCUAAUAGUCUAUUAGCAUUACCCUCAAAUAAUACAAAACAACGUCCAAAUCGUUUAUUAGUUGAUGAUGCCGUUAACGAUGAUAACAGUGUUGUUGCGUUGUCACAACAAAAAAUGGACGAAUUACAAUUAUUUCGUGGUGAUACAGUUCUAUUAAAAGGCAAAAGACGAAAAGAAACAAUUUGUAUUGUAUUGGGUGAUGACACAUGUCCAAAUGAACGUAUUCGAAUGAAUCGUAUUAUUAGAAAUAAUUUAAGAGUUAGACUAGGUGACAUUGUUCAAAUUCAAGCAUGUCAAGAUGUGAAAUAUGGAAAAAAAAUACAGGUUUUACCCAUUGAUGACACUGUGCAAGGUAUCACAGGAAAUUUAUUUGAAGUUUAUUUAAAACCAUAUUUUGUUGAAGCUUAUCGUCCUGUGCGUAAAAAUGAUGUAUUUGUUGUACGUGCAGCAAUGCGUGCUGUUGAAUUUAAAGUUAUUGAAACGGAUCCAGCUCCAUAUUGUAUUGUUGCACCUGAUACUGCCAUCCAUUGUGAAGGUGAUCCAAUUAAACGUGAAGAAGAAGAAGCAUCAUUAAAUGAAAUUGGUUAUGAUGAUAUUGGUGGAGUUCGAAAACAAUUAGCACAAAUCAAAGAAAUGGUUGAAUUACCAUUGCGACAUCCACAACUAUUUAAAACAAUCGGUGUCAAACCACCCAGAGGCAUUCUACUAUAUGGCCCACCCGGAACAGGCAAAACAUUGAUAGCACGUGCUGUUGCGAAUGAAACUGGCGCUUUUUUCUUUUUAAUCAAUGGUCCUGAAAUCAUGUCAAAAUUAGCCGGUGAAUCUGAAUCAAAUUUACGAAAGGCAUUUGAAGAAGCUGAAAAAAAUUCGCCAGCUAUUAUAUUCAUUGAUGAAUUAGAUUCUAUUGCACCGAAACGCGAAAAAACACAUGGUGAAGUUGAACGACGUAUUGUCUCACAGUUAUUAACAUUGAUGGAUGGUUUGAAACAACGUGCUCAUGUUAUUGUAAUGGCUGCCACGAAUCGUCCAAAUUCAAUUGAUCCUGCUCUUAGACGAUACGGUCGUUUCGAUCGUGAAGUUGAUAUCGGCAUACCGGAUGCUGUUGGACGUUUAGAAAUAUUACGUAUUCAUACAAAAAAUAUGAAAUUAUCGGAUGAUGUUGAGUUAGUUCAGAUAGGAAAUGAAACACAUGGUUAUGUUGGUGCCGAUUUAGCAUCAUUAUGUUCAGAAGCGGCUCUACAACAAAUUCGAGAAAAAAUGGAUGUUAUCGAUUUAGAAGAAGAUACAAUUGAUGCCGCAGUUCUCGACUCAUUAGCUGUUACACAAGAGAAUUUCCGUUUUGCAUUAGGUCAAUCAAAUCCAAGUGCAUUAAGAGAAACAGUUGUCGAAGUACCGACAGUUACAUGGGAAGAUAUUGGUGGAUUGGAUGGUGUCAAACGAGAAUUACAAGAAUUAGUACAAUAUCCCGUCGAACAUCCAGAAAAAUUUUUAAAAUUUGGCAUGACACCAUCGAGAGGAGUGUUGUUUUAUGGGCCACCUGGUUGUGGUAAAACGUUAUUAGCAAAAGCUAUUGCCAAUGAAUGUCAAGCCAAUUUCAUAUCCAUCAAAGGGCCCGAGUUGUUGACAAUGUGGUUUGGCGAAUCCGAAGCAAAUGUUCGUGAUGUAUUUGAUAAAGCUCGUCAGGCAGCACCAUGUGUAUUGUUCUUCGAUGAGUUAGAUUCAAUUGCUAAAUCACGUGGAGGAAGUGCUGGUGAUGGAGGUGGAGCAGCUGAUCGUGUUAUAAAUCAAAUCUUAACUGAAAUGGAUGGAAUGGGAGCGAAGAAAAAUGUCUUUAUUAUUGGAGCAACAAAUCGUCCAGAUAUUAUUGAUUCAGCGAUACUACGUCCAGGUCGUCUUGAUCAACUUAUUUAUAUUCCGUUACCAGAUGAAAAAUCUCGUAAAGCUAUAUUCAGAUCAGCAUUACGUAAAUCUCCCGUCUCAAAAGACGUUGAUGUUGAUUAUAUGGCUACCGAAUUAAAGGGAUUUAGUGGCGCUGAUAUAACUGAAAUUUGUCAACGUGCAUGCAAAUUAGCCAUACGUGAAUCAAUUGAAAAAGAAAUAAAUCGUGAAAAAGAACGUCAGCGAAAUCGAGCAACAGCAAUGGAUGAUGAAUUUGAUCCCGUGCCAGAAAUUCGACGUGAUCAUUUCGAAGAAGCAAUGAAAUUUGCACGACGUAGUGUUUCAGAUAACGAUAUUCGUAAAUAUGAAAUGUUCGCACAAACAUUACAACAAUCAAGAGGUUUCGGUUCAUCGUUUCGUUUUCCAGAACAACAACAGCCAAACCAAUCACAAGGUAGUGGACAUGGUACGGGGCACGAUGCGGACGAUUUAUACGAUUAA
This is a messenger RNA of Didymodactylos carnosus, 2469 nucleotides long. NCBI's taxonomy places the organism in Eukaryota, Metazoa, Rotifera, Eurotatoria, Philodinida, Philodinidae. The record is from the annotation of a GenBank genome assembly.